Megalobrama amblycephala (Wuchang bream) is the source of this 3649-nucleotide messenger RNA. It is a transcript of the gene g2e3, whose product is annotated as G2/M-phase specific E3 ubiquitin protein ligase. Gene Ontology annotation, cellular component: nucleus. Gene Ontology annotation, molecular function: ubiquitin-protein transferase activity. Lineage: Eukaryota; Metazoa; Chordata; Actinopteri; Cypriniformes; Xenocyprididae. The transcript has 14 exons. The record is from RefSeq and is a predicted model, not a curated record. Bases 654 to 2777 code for a protein of 707 amino acids.
GGACUAGGCUUAAGCCUUGCUGGUGAGACCAGGGGUAUGUUUUUUUUAUAAAUAUUACAAACGCUUGUGGUUGCUGUGAUCCAGGACUAUUAAAAUAUAACAAAAUACAGAACGUUUUAAAUAAUUAAUCUGAAAUAGCCAACGUAACGACACAAUGUAAAACUACCACUUACUAUCCAUUCUACCUCAUAAAAUAUAUUUCCACAAAAUCAAACUUCAUAAACUUCUUCUGUGCUUUUAUUUUGUAUAAUAAACGGAAGUUGCGUAGUGCGUGACUACCGCGACGUUUCCGCAGCGUCCUUGUCCACAGCCACUCCCACAGGAAAAUCUCUGUUUUGAUUUGAAUUCAACCAACCAAACGCAAGCAGAGGCGGAUUUUCACGGGCAGAGGGAAUUUUGAAAAUUUCACCCUGCUAUUUACACUCUUACACACAUAAAAAUUACUAUAAUAUAACUUUAUUAAAAACCCGACUACCUAGGAGUUUGUGUUUUAUCUUAAGGAGUGAAAAUAACUAGAUACAGCUCGUAAAAAGUGAGUCUAAUGGCGGUUACUGAACUAGCCAAGCCAGCAGCAACAGAACGCUAAGCUCUUUAAAUCGCCAUUUUAAAGUUUCGUAAAGUUUUACUUCAUGGACUCUGCCUAAUACACAAUAAUGAAAGCGAUGAAAGAGGAGACUGCUGAAAUUAAACAGACUAACGACGACAAAGACCUCAUUUGUAGUCUUUGUAAGAGGUGCGACAACAUUCCAGAGAAGUAUGGAGAAAAAGUCACCCUUCAACAACACAACCUGACCGUCCACUAUUUCUGUCUGCUGAUGUCCAGUGGAAUUUGUCAGAGAGGGGAGGAGGAUGAAGACGUUCAUGGUUUUCUCGUGGAUGACAUAAAAAAGGAGAUCCGCAGAUCUUCGAGGCUGAAGUGCACGCACUGCAGAAAGGUUGGUGCUUCGGUGGGAUGCUCCAUCAAAAGCUGUCGGCAAAUGGUCCACAUGCCUUGUGGAUUAGAGCAGGGGUUUAUUUUCCAGUUUACUGGCUUGUUUCCGUCUUUCUGUAAAAAACAUGCACCUAGUCAGUCCUGUGUCUCCAGCCCCAGUCUGCCACUCUCCUGCUCCGUCUGUCUGGAGCCCAUUGAACCCGUCCUCUCCUACAACGUCCUCAAGUGUCCUGCGUGCCAUGGAAGCUGGUUUCACAGAGAUUGUGUACAGCAUUAUGCACACAGUGCUGCCAUGUUUUUCCUCAAAUGCACACUCUGCAAUAACAAAGACCAGUUUCAGCAGGAAAUGCUCAGAAUGGGAAUAUAUAUACCGGAGCGGGAUGCAUCAUGGGAACUAGAAGAAAAUGCAUAUGGAGAGUUACUGCAAGUGUACCAGCACUGUGAUGCUGUAAAGUGUCGCAGUCACAAAGGUCGUGAACACAGCUCACAGUCAGGGCUUUUUGAAAUUGUUCGUUGCAAGUUGUGUGGAUCCAGGGGAACUCAUAGGAAGUGCUCCAACCUUAGGCUUUACGAAACCGACUGGAUUUGUUCUGUCUGUAAAGCUGCUGUUGAGGAAAAUAAGUCAGUGCAAUUGCCAAACCAUGUUGAAUCACCACUGGCUAUAAGGCAAGAGAGGAAGAGGCUGUUUAGGAGCAUUUCUGACCUGCACUCUUCACUCGUCACUAAAAGGCAGUGUGUGCCAGCCACUUCUCCAGAGGUCUUAAUGGCUCUGGCCUGUCAGAUAUCACCACAGCAGUCCACGGAGGUGCUAGUGGGAGAUGAUGAUGGGGUGAUGGAAGCAGCUCUGCAGGUUCUGCGGCAAAGUGACUUUAAUCCCUGCUGCACACUUUCUGUGAAAUUCUCCAAAGACAAACUGAACAACAACAUUAGGAAUCAGCGUUGCUUUCUCAGACGCCUUGUUUCGAAACUGCAGAUGUCCGAAAUCUUUGAGGGACCUGAUGGAGCUAAAAACCUGGCUCUGAACUCAAAAGCUCUGAGGGAUGAUCUUUACUUUGAAGUCGGCAGUCUGUUGGCCCUCUCUUUGAUUCACGGAGGUCCUCCUGUGGGCUUCUUCUCUCCAGCGCUCUACCAUAGUCUGUUCAACUUCCCCACAAACUACAGGCCUACUUUACAAGACCUCGGAGACACUGCUUUUGCUCACAAAAUCAGACAGAUUGCCGAAGCAAAGUCAAUGAAGGAGCUGAGAAAUGCGAUGCAGUCAGCGUCACAAUACUUGGAAGCAGCAGGCUGCUGGAGAAAGAUUAGCAAACUCUCAGAGAAGGACAUGUUGGUGGAGGAUGUACUAAAUUUCUACCUGAUCAUCAGAUUACAGCUACCUCUGCAGAGAUUUCGUGAAGGUUUGAGGACACUAGGACUGUUUGAGCAGGUUCAGAUGUGCACAGAAGCUUUCUUUUCAGUCUUCUGUGGGCCUUUGGAGAGGCUAACGGCUGAAUCUAUCAUGGAGCUCUUUACUCCCCGGUUUUCAGAGGAAAAGGAGCAACAAGCAGAAGAAAACAAAACAAUAAACUAUUGGAAACGGUAUCUGCAUGAGUGUGACGAGGGUCGGUGCGCAGCGUCACUUGAGGACAUCCUAACGUUCGCCACUGCUACAGAUUUGGUUCCGUCUAUUGGAUUCAAACCCACCCCGUCUAUUUCAUUCUUCAGCUCACCAGACCCCUCAUGUGCCUUUCCUCAGAGCAACUGUGAUGCUAAUCAUCUCAUUCUGCCUAUACUACCCUCUUAUGAGCUCUUCAAGAAACACUUGGAUUACACCGUGUGUCAAUACUCAGUUAUGCAGGACAUUUAAACUGGAUGUUUCAGUAGAUUCACGGUAUACAUUUACCUAAUGAUUUACAAUGGUGCUAAAAGUCUAUUUAUUGGGGUUAAUGAGUAUUUUUAUAAAUGGUAUUUUUUAACCUAACUUACUUUAGCAUUAAUUGAUCAUAGGUUGCUCCUCAUUUUAUUUGUAGUCUGAUAAACCAAGGUGUUGCUAACUCUUCACAGUUAUGUAGCAGUACAUUGGAAUCCCUCAACAGAGAAGAGACCAUUUGACAGCUUUGCUUUGAGCCGUUGAACACUAUUGGGGCAUGAACUACAAAUCAAUACAUUCUACAGAAUCAUAUAAGUGAUAAGAUCAUCUGUUCUUUGUGUGUUUUCAAAAAUAUAUAUAUGUUUUUGUAAAUGUAGGCUUAGGGAGUUCUGGAAAGCUGAUCAAGUGCAUGUAAAUGUUUUGCUCAUUAUAAUGGUGUAGCAGCUGACUUUACCAGCCACACACUUCAGAAGUGCACUGGUUUUAGCUUAUAGCAUUACCAAAGUUUAUACUCUUAAGUAGUUAAAUGUUUUGUGUUCUGCUGAGCAGCAUGGUUAUUUAGCAGUUUUUUUUUUUUCUCAUACAAAAACAGUUGACCAAAGCCAGAUUGUUGUAAUUUCCUGGUAGCCACAAGAUGGUGCAAUUGGAAGUUUUUUUUGCCACACAAUAGGCACGAGCCCCCCUACAUAUCAAUCAGUAGAGAGUUGAUCUCACUGUUUGUACCAGAGAGCCAUAUUAGAAUCAUACAAAAUUAAUAGGUAUGCGUUUGGACUGGAAUAGUGCUUCAUUUCUCCAGAGGUAGUUUGAAAGUGCAUGAUAGCUUGCCAGCUCUAUAUCAUAACUUAUUAAACUUUUUUUUACUUAUGUUA